Gopherus evgoodei (Goodes thornscrub tortoise) is the source of this 1557-nucleotide messenger RNA. RefSeq names its product BRCA2 and CDKN1A-interacting protein-like. The transcript has 7 exons. The record is from RefSeq and is a predicted model, not a curated record. NCBI's taxonomy places the organism in Eukaryota, Metazoa, Chordata, Testudines, Testudinidae. Gene Ontology annotation, cellular component: nucleus. Bases 36 to 944 code for a protein of 302 amino acids.
CUUCCGGCUCCGGGGCGCGUGCGCGGGGCAGCGGCAUGGCUACCGGGGCCAAGCGGAGAGCGCCGGGGCCGCCCGAGCGCCGGGAGCCGGGCGGGGAGGAGCAGGACUCAGACUCGGAGCAGCGGGACUCGGCCUCCGAGGAGGAAGAGAUCAGCGAGGAAGUGAAUGUUGAAUUUGAAGCACAUUCGAUAUCAGAUAAUGACUAUGAUGGGAUAAAAAAAUUACUGCAACAGCUGUUUCUAAAAGCUCCAGUUAAUAUCGCUGAGUUAACUGACAUAUUAAUACAACAGAAUCACAUUGGGAGUGUUAUCAAGCAAGCAGAAAUUCAAGAAGAAAGUGAUGAUGAAGAUGAUGAUGAUGAUGAAGUCUUUGGCUUCAUAAGCCUCUUAAACUUAACUGAAAGGAAGGGUACUCAAUGUGCUGAACAAAUAAAAGAGCUGAUUCUAAGCCUGUGUGAGAAGAACUGUGACCAGAGUAUGGUUGAACAGCUGGAUAAGCUCCUAAAUGACACCACCAAGCCUGUGGGCUUCCUACUAAAUGAAAGAUUCAUUAACGUACCACCACAGAUCGCUCUGCCCAUGCACCAGCAGCUUCAGAAAGAAUUGGCUGAAACUCAAAGAACAAAUAAGCCAUGUGGAAAGUGCUACUACUACCUUCUCAUCAGCAAGACCUUUACAGAGACAGCAAAGCGCAGCUCUAAGAAGAGAGGAGAGAGCACACAGCAGAGAGAGGAAUUAAUGUUUGCAAAUGCAGAGGAAGAAUUCUUUUAUGAGAAAGCCCUUCUGAAGUUCAACUAUUCUGUGCAAGAGGAGAGUGACACAUGUUUGGGAGGCAGAUGGUCCUUUGAUGAUGUACCAAUGAAACCUUUGCGAACUGUUGUGUUGAUUCCAUCUGAUAGGAUGAAUGCAAUCAUGGAUAAACUGAAAGAAUAUCUCUCUGUCUAGACAGUUUCCUUGGAUAAUGUUUUUAUAAAGCAACCAUGCAAAACUAUAUGCCUUUUGAAUAGCUUCCCAAAAGUUUUAUGAUGUCAUCAGUGUUAUGUUCCUGAGGAAUCACCUUUGUAUACUAGUGAAACGUGUAGGUUGUACAACUAACAAUGUCAAUCAUACUGUUACUAUAAAAUACUAUAUCCUAGUAGACUUUGGAGUCACCAUUAAGAAUGCAAUUAAAAAAACCCUACAUCCCUAAGACUUCUAAAGAAGUUAAUUUUUCUUCUCUUUUCUGUUAAAUACUUGUGUAUUUCAAGUUGAAAAAACAUUGAAUGGAUUAAUUUGGGGACAUAUUGCACAUACUGGUUCCGUUUGGUUGAAAGUAGUUGGAUAUAAUCCAUUGAAUAAUUCAUCUUUGUUCAGCAGGAGUUUGGGGAUAUUUUUCAUAUUCUUUGUCUUACUGUUUUAUUUAGUGUUCCUCUUUCAUUGUUGAAACAGGUGAUAAAUGAUUACUUCCUGCAGAAUCUCCUUGCUUUCACUAGGAGGCAGAUUGCUAAAAUAUUAUUGAGGUGCCAGUUCCACAAAUCUGUUGAGAAAUGGAAUAAAAUAUAUUUUUUAAAAGAUGAAA